Molecule: messenger RNA, 756 nt
Organism: Pelobates cultripes (western spadefoot toad)
Lineage: Eukaryota; Metazoa; Chordata; Amphibia; Anura; Pelobatidae
Source: the annotation of a GenBank genome assembly
GGAUUUAUCUCCUGCCAACACACACAUAGCAUGCCCCAAAUCUCGCACCUUACUCCUCGCUCUUUCAUACUCAUCCACCGAGGUGCAGCUGGAGACCACUUCAGCCCACUCCAGGCUUCUGGGGGCACUUCUCUCGGACAGGCUGUGAAAGCCUUCGAAGUACAGCCAGGCCGUGUCCUCCACCAGCUGCAGCUUGCCGCAAGCAAUAUGUCGCCACAUGCUCCAGCAAAGCCUAGGAUAGCAUCCUUCCCCCAAGCGGGUACGGACAUAAGUAGCCAUCUUUCGCAGAUAGUGCAUGCUGAACUUAGCCGGGGGAGGAUGCUGCAGGGCUCCCACCAGAAACGGGUCGGUCUUCGCCCACAGGUGUACUCUGAAUCUCUCCAUGUUGCGGUUGGCAAUGGAUGGCAAGCAAGUAACUACUGCGUAUUUACUACUCUUACUAUGUACAAAUCACCACAGCAUACUCCGCUUCUGCGUCAAGAGCCGUUAACCGCGGCCAAAACUGGUACUAAGGAAACGAGAUUGUGUGGGCGGAACUGGGCGCUGUGAGUAGUAUUGAAGUCAGGUCCGCCAUCUUAGAAAAGGCAUGUGAACAGAGUGUAUAGCUACUCUAUUCUCUGUCAUCGAAUGCCAAAUAACAGUUGUGCCGAGGCUAAGAAUGCACGAUGGGACAUUACAAUGGGUUUCCAGGAGUGUUACCAUUUAAAGGGAAUUCAUAUCUAUAUAUAAGUGGGACAGUCUUUAUUUAUAAAAUAU